ACGACCCCUGUGUGUCUCGCGCAGGGAGCAGUAGUGAACGCACGCGAGGGGACGUACAAAGUUGGAAGUGCGCGAGGAAAACUUUUUGUUUAGUUGUUUGUUUUUCACUUUCUUUGCUCGUUUUACUCGUAUUGUCUCGCCGGUUUGGUUUAAGGAGCGCGCGGAGUGAAGACAGAAAUAUCUGAUACUAUUGGAGUUUUUUGGAAGCCGCGAGGACAGAGAGAGUGUGUGAGACAGUUGGAGUGUGUGUGUGCGUGAGUGUGUGUUCGCGUGCAGAGGGGUAUCUGGUAUCGAUCUGACUCACCGGAGCAGCGCGAGGACACGCAGAAAACUCAAACAAACCUAAACAACAACUACAAACAAACAAAUAAACAAACACAGCAGCAGCAGCGGACGCGCGGAGUUUACGGUUUCCUGUGCAUGGAGCGCGAGACUGAUCGAUGAGGACGGAGGGGCGCGCGGAGCUCCGGCCCAGCUGACAGCGCGCGGACCGUACUGGGACCCUCUAAACAAACAAAAAACAAAUAACUGAAUAACUAAAGUCGUGAUCAGAGGAGGAGAUGGAGCGAUGGAGUGUGUUCAGCGUGUUUACCGUGUUCUGCUGCUUCACCCUCACCACACUGACCACUGCAGAGGAGGAGGUGGUGAUGAAUACGAAGCUGGAGACGUCUGACCUCAGAUGGACGACCUAUCCCAACACUGACCCUGAGUGGGAGGAGAUGAGUGGUCUGGAUGAAGAGGGGAACAGUGUGAGGACGUUUCAGAUCUGUCCGUCAGACGGCAGUGCGAGUCACUGGCUGAGGACUCGUCUGAUCCCGCGGCGCUCGGCGUCAGUUCUGUACGUGGAGAUCCGCUUUACUGUAAUGGAGUGCAGCUCCCUCCCCUCCAGCUCCCGCACCUGCAAAGAGACUUUUAACCUGUACUACUACCAGAGCGACGAGGACACAGCCACACCAACACACCCGGCCUGGAUGGAGAACCCUUACACUAAGGUGGACACAGUAGCGGCUGAUUACCUGCUGCGGCGGGGUGGGGAGAGGAAGUCUAACGUGAAGACCGUGCGUCUGGGUCCUCUCACUAAGAAGGGCUUCUACCUGGCAUUCCAGGCUCAGGGCGUGUGCAUGGCGCUGCUAUCCGUCAGGGUGUACUUCAAGAAGUGCCCCGCCCUCACGCACACCUUCUCCAGCUUCCCCGAGACGGUGCCUCACUCACUAGUGCAGCAGGCAGAAGGAAAGUGUGUGCCUUACUCCGCCCCCUCUGGCCUGAUGCCCCGCCCACCCACCAUGCUGUGUGGAGAGGACGGGCAGUGGGUGGGGCCACCGUCCACUUCCUGCGUGUGCAAGGCUGGGUACGAACCUGUGGAUACGGACCGCUGCAGAGCGUGUGCGGUGGGGCAGUAUAAGGCCUCUAUGGGGGCGAGUGUGUGUCGUGGGUGUCCUAUGUACAGUAACACAUACACUCUCGGCGCUGUGGCCUGUUCCUGCCGCACCGGCUACUACAGAGCACCCACUGACCCUCCGGAUACAGCCUGCAGCAAACCUCCGUCCGCCCCGCGUAACAUCGUGCCCCAGGUGAACGAUACCGUGGUGACUCUGGAGUGGAGCGAGCCGCUGGACCGCGGCGGCCGUUUGGACCUGUCGUACUCGGUGGAAUGUGCUCAGUGUGCGCCGGGCCGAGGGUGCGUGCCGUGUGCGGAGAGCGUGAGCUACCGGCCAGCACAGACGGGGCUGAUGCACCGCAGAGUGGUGAUCCACGGCCUGCUGCCACACACACACUACACCUUCACCAUCAUCACCAUCAACGGGGUCACGUCCACCAGCGGCACACAACCCGCCACCGCCACAAUCAACAUCACCACCAGCACUGACGUCCCUGUUCCAGUAUCAGGUAUCAGGAGAACGAAAGCUUCUGAGACGAGUAUGACACUGAGCUGGGAUGUUCCUGCCCAACCACACUACACCAUCCUGGACUACGAGCUCAGAUUCUGCUCACAGGGGGAGGACGACAUGUGGCAGUACAUCACGAGUAAGGGGAAUUCUCUUGCUCUGACUGAUCUUUCUCGGGCCUCUCAGUACCGGGUUCAGGUCAGAGCCAGAACCAAAGCGGGAUACGGACACUUCAGCAACACGGCUACGUUUAGCACGCUGCCUGAUGGAACGGAACCUAACGCUCGGCUUAUAGUCACAGGUGUGCUAGUGGCUACAGGGCUGCUCAUCCUUAUCAUUGUGGUGACGCUUGCUGUGUUCUGCUUCCGGAGGCACAGUCGGCUGCAGGACUCUGAGCUGGAUAAGAGUGGACAGUAUCUCAUGAGCCAAGGUGUUAAGGUGUACAUCGAUCCAUUUACGUACGAAGACCCAAAUGAAGCGGUGCGAGAGUUCGCUAAAGAAAUCGACGUCUCCUUCGUCAAGAUAGAGGAGGUCAUCGGAGCGGGUGAGUUUGGUGAAGUGUGUCGAGGCCGAUUGCGGGUCCCCGGUAAGAAGGAGAACUACGUAGCUAUAAAGACCCUGAAAGGCGGGUACACAGACAAGCAGAGGCGGGACUUCCUGUCUGAGGCGUCAAUCAUGGGUCAGUUCCAGCACCCCAACAUCAUUCACCUGGAGGGAGUGAUUACUGCUUCCUGUCCAGCCAUGAUCCUUACCGAGUACAUGGAGAACGGAGCGCUGGACUCCUUUUUACGGCUGAACGACGGACAGUUCACUCCGAUCCAGCUGGUGGGAAUGCUGAGGGGAAUAGCGAGUGGAAUGAAGUAUCUAGCGGAAAUGAGCUACGUCCACAGAGACCUUGCAGCACGCAACAUUCUGGUCAACAGUAACUUGGUGUGCAAAGUGUCUGACUUUGGACUGUCCAGAUUCCUCACCGAGAAUUCAUCUGACCCCACAUAUACCAGCUCACUGGGUGGUAAGAUUCCGAUCCGCUGGACGGCUCCGGAAGCAAUUGCGUUCCGCAAGUUUACCUCCGCCUCUGAUGUAUGGAGCUACGGAAUAGUCAUGUGGGAGGUGAUGUCAUUCGGAGAGCGGCCAUAUUGGGACAUGAGCAACCAGGAUGUGAUUAACGCUAUUGAGCAGGACUACCGCCUGCCCCCGCCCCCAGAAUGUCCUGCCCCCCUCCACCAGCUAAUGCUAGACUGCUGGCAGCGGGACCGCGGCUCACGACCACGAUUUUCGCACAUCGUCUCCGCUCUCGACAAGCUGAUCCGAAAUCCCGCCUCCCUCAAACUCACCGGCCAAUCACACGACGGGCUGUCUCCUCCAUUGUUGGACCAGCGUCCCCCGCCUCCUCUCUCCCAGUGUAGUUCAGUGGCUGAGUGGCUGAGGCUCAUUAAGAUGGAGAGAUACGAGGAGAACUUCAUUCAGGCUGGAUUCACCAGCUUCGAGCUCAUUUCACAGAUCUCCACUGAGGAUUUAUUGCGUGUUGGUGUUACUCUGGCUGGUCAUCAGAAGAAGAUUCUGUCCAGCAUCCAAACAAUGAGAGUUCAAGGGAAGAACUCACUCAGAUACUGACCACACACCCACAGACACUACAGGGAAAAGCCUUCAGACAACAGAAAACCUUCCCUUGCACUUCCGAUUCCAGUUUUAACCCACGACAGCCAAUCAGAAUCCGCCCAAAAGGAAUGACAUUUUCAUCAGCAUCGCCAAUAUACUAUAUUAUACUUCCUCAACCAAUCACUGCCCAGCAGUGAGGGAUUUCUCAAGGAGACGAUGUCAUCAUUACAUCAUAGUGCCUUCUUGCUCCUACUGACCAACCAGUUCCGCACCACAGUGCCACUACCCGAUUGGCUCACACUCAGGGCAUUGGCCAAUCAAGACGUAGGAGAGUUGGAAGUGACAAAGGAUUGAAAAGGAAAACAGACUGAUUUCUGAUGAACUAAAGUUUUACUAAGCAUCUUUUAUUGUUUUCUCCUUUUUUAUAAUGGACAGAUUCAUCCCUCCAUCACAUGAGCACUUUCAGGCUGCACACACACACACCGUUGUACGAGUGUGUGGGUGUGUGUAAGUGUGUGUGUGCAAGAGAACGAGGGAUGAGAAGGUGAUCUGAUCUGGUUCAGUUUAAUACAGAUGGACUGAUCAUUGUUACUAUGGGAUUUACCUAUGAAAGUGGGCGUGGACUCCACACCCUAUGGACACAAAGGGGGUGUGGUCUAGGGACCCGGAUCCAGACGCCGUCCGCCCCAACAAAGCCUUUUUUUGCUGCCUUUUGCCUUGACGCCGAUUGGUUGCCUCUGCAACUGUUUGCGCCUCUGAAUUCUGGGAGUUUCAGCAGGAUCUUCAUAUUGAAGGUCUGUUUUAUAAUUAUUAUAACUAUUCUAAUAAACCAUGAGGAUAUUUUUUGUAAUUAUAGUUUUUUUCUCUUUUUUUGUAUGAAUAAAAAGGAAAACAGAAACCCGAGUACUGAAUUUAUAUUUGAGAAAUGAAAAAUGUUGGGAGAUUUUAUUGCAGCCUUAGUCAAUGUGAGUGUAAGCCUCUCUGACCAAUCACAAUAAAGAUCCUCAAUGAUGUCCCUCCCA
Astyanax mexicanus (Mexican tetra) is the source of this 4507-nucleotide messenger RNA. It is a transcript of the gene ephb4b, whose product is annotated as eph receptor B4b. Gene Ontology annotation, biological process: central nervous system projection neuron axonogenesis; axon guidance; cell surface receptor protein tyrosine kinase signaling pathway. Gene Ontology annotation, cellular component: neuron projection; plasma membrane. The record is from RefSeq and is a predicted model, not a curated record. The transcript has 17 exons. Bases 561 to 3500 code for a protein of 979 amino acids. Gene Ontology annotation, molecular function: transmembrane-ephrin receptor activity; ATP binding; protein binding. NCBI's taxonomy places the organism in Eukaryota, Metazoa, Chordata, Actinopteri, Characiformes, Acestrorhamphidae.